AUGCACAACAUGACACCGAUGUCAAACGUCGUCAUCAUUGGAGCUGGAAUCGUGGGCACCAACCUUGCGGACGAACUGGUCUCGCGAGGAUGGAUGAAUAUUACCGUAGUCGAUCAAGGGCCCCAACACAUGCCCGGCGGCUCCACCUCCCACGCGCCAGGCUUGUGCUUUGCCAGCAACCCUUCGAGGACGAUGACUCUGUUUGCGCAGUACACGGUGGAGAAACUUCUAUCGUUGGAGUUUGACGGUCGAAAAUGUUUCAAUCAAGUGGGAGGUCUCGAAGUGGCCACUACCCCUGAGCGGCUGGAGGAGCUCAAGCGAAAGCACGGAUUCGCCACCUCGUGGGGGGUAGACACACGUUUAGUCGAUGCCGACGAAUGCUUGAAGCUCUACCCUCUGUUGAACAGAGACUUGGUUCUUGGCGGCCUACACAUCCCGAGUGACGGCCUCGCAUCGGCCGCAGCCACGGUCCAGCUUCUGGUAUCACGCACGCGCAAAUCAGGCGUUCGCUACCUUUGGUCCACCCGAGUGACCGGCAUCGAACAGGCCAAUGACCACGUCACGGGAAUUGUAACGAAGGCAGGCAUAAUUCCCGCCGACAUUGUUGUUUCCUGCGCCGGCUUUUGGGGCGUCGAGGUCGGUGCUCUCGCCGGCUUGCCUAUUCCUUUGCUUCCCAUGGCCCAUCAAUACGUCAAGACCACCGCUGUACCUGCUCAGAUUGGUCGAAAUUCGCUCCCAGAUGGGGCGAGCCUACCAAUAUUGCGCCAUCAAGACAACGACCUAUACUUUCGUGAACUUGGUGAACGAUACGGCAUCGGCUAUUAUGGCCAUCGUCCAAUGCCGGUGGCCGCAUCGUUGUUGAGCACCACGCCGUCAGAUGUCGACGAGCGCAACAUGCCGUCUCGCCUUAAAUUUACCCCGGCCGACUUUGACGCGGCGUGGAAGCUGUCUCAAGACCUCCUACCCGCUUUGGGCGAUGCCGAUAUUGAGGAUGGAUUCAAUGGCGUUCUCUCCUUCACACCCGAUGGCUUCCCCCUCGUGGGACAGUCACCUGCUCUGGAUGGAUUUUACGUGGCAGAGGCUGUGUGGGUGACUCAUUCAGCAGGCGUCGCGCGAGCACUGGCAGAGCUCAUGACCAUCGGAAAGUCUCAGCUCGAUCUCUCCUGCUGUGAGCUUUCCAGGUUUGAACAGACCCAGCUCACUCCAUCAUACGUGAACGAGGCUUCUCAACAGAACUUCCGAGAGGUAUAUAGCAUUGUUCAUCCAUUUCAGCAGCGGAAUUCGCCGCGAAACCUGCGCCUCGGUCCGUUCUAUCUCCGCCAACAACAGCUUGGUGCUGUCUUCCUCGAAGCCUCCGCUUGGGAGCGUCCAGAAUGGUACGAGGUGAAUAAAACGCUGGUCAACAAGCUACCAGCCGAGUGGCAACCACGCAAACGUGAUGCUUGGUCUUCCAGAUACUACUCGCCAAUAGUAGCUGCAGAGGCAUGGAAAACACGGACUGCCGUGGCCGUCUACGACAUGACUUCCAUGUGCCGGCUGGAGAUAUCUGGCCCAGGGGCCGUUGAUCUGUUGACGAGACUGACCACAAGUGAUGUUUCCGGAAAGCCAGGGUCCGUUUCUUACACACUGCUCCUCGAUGACCAUGGUGGCAUUCGUAGCGACAUUGUUGUCAUCAGAGUCCUCGAUAAUUCAUUCCAGGUUCAUGCAAACGGCCCGACGGACUUGGCCUACUUUUCAAGAGAAGCCCGAGAGCAGACGAGAGCGGCUCCAGGGCGCUUUGUUCAGGUGCGAGACAUCACAGGCAGCACUUGUUGUCUCGGACUAUGGGGGCCACGAUCGCAGGAUGUGAUGGCUGCGAUGUGCAUCGAUGAGCCACCUGGCACCGCAGGGCACCCUCGUCUGCAAGCCAAGCAUGUAAGCAUAGGCGGCAUACCAACUGUUGCGAUACGCAUGUUGUACGUGGGGGAACUCGGCUGGGAAAUUCAUGCCAGUGCCGACCACGGCUUACGUCUAUGGGACACGAUUUGGCAAGCUGGUCAACCGCAUGGAAUGAUUGCAGCCGGGCAAAGUGCUCUAUGUUCGUUGCGAAUGGAGAAAGGCGUACGAAUCUGGGGUGUUGAUAUGAGCACAGAGCACGACCCGUACGAAGCUGGACUCGAGUUUGCCGUCCAGGAUGACAAGGGUGGCUACGUCGGAGCUGAUGCGCUGAAACGCCGUCCCAGAGACGAGAGUGCACGACGACUGCGCUGCCUUACCAUUGAUGAUGGCUGCUCCAUGGUACUCGGAAAAGAGCCCGUGUAUCUGGACGGAGGGCCUGUGGGGUACAUAACCAGUGCUGCAUUUGGGCACGCAAUUGGCAGGCCGAUCGCAUUUGCAACCCUAGCUCGACGCGUUAACGAGGGAGACGCUGUCAAAAUCGAGUACUUUGGACGGCUCAUUCCUGCGACUGUGGCCGCCGAGCCACUCUUCGAUCCUCAGGGAAACCGACUCAAAGCGUUGGGAAGGGUCCAUAGACUGUAG
Drechmeria coniospora is the source of this 2520-nucleotide messenger RNA. Its product is annotated as N,N-dimethylglycine oxidase. The coding region runs from base 1 to 2520 and encodes 839 amino acids. Lineage: Eukaryota; Fungi; Ascomycota; Sordariomycetes; Hypocreales; Ophiocordycipitaceae. Gene Ontology annotation, cellular component: mitochondrion. Gene Ontology annotation, molecular function: protein binding; oxidoreductase activity. The record is from RefSeq and is a predicted model, not a curated record. The transcript has a single exon.